ACUACCCCUGUGGCCCAUCGCACCAGCAGGAGAGCCUCUACUAUUCGUUUUCGGUUGUUUUUCCCAUCUGAUACGAGUAACUAGGCCAACAUGCCCCCCAAGUUCGAUCCCACUGCCAUUACUAUCGUGAACCUCCGUGUCACCGGUGGUGAGGUUCCCGGUGGUGCCACCCUGGCCCCCAAGAUCGGUCCCCUCGGUCUCGCCCCCAAGAAGGUCGGUGAUGACAUCGCCAAGGGUACCGCCGACUGGAAGGGUCUGCGCAUUACCGUCCAGCUCACUGUCCAGAACCGUAUGGCCAAGAUCGCCAUCGUUCCCUCUGCCUCUUCCCUGGUCAUCCAGGCCCUGAAGGAGCCCGUCGUCGACCGCAAGAAGGUCAAGAACAUCGUUCACAACGGCAACGUCACCAUGAAGCAGAUCAUCGACAUCGCCCGCAUCAUGCGCGAGCGCUCCAUGGCCAAGACCCUGACCGGCACCGUCAAGGAGAUCCUCGGUACCGCCUACUCUGUUGGCUGCACCAUCGACGGCAUGUCCGCCGCCACUGCCACCGAGAAGGUCACCAGCGGCGAGAUCGAGAUCCCCGAGGCCUAAAUUUCUACAAAACUUCGUUGGGACUCACUCGACCUACUAUUCCACACUGUUGUGUGUCUCUUUCACCCGGAAACCCAAUACAUGUGGCUGU
Molecule: messenger RNA, 679 nt
Organism: Fonticula alba
Lineage: Eukaryota; Rotosphaerida; Fonticulaceae
Product: 60S ribosomal protein L12
Exons: 4
Coding region: 91-588 (165 amino acids)
Biological process (GO): translation
Cellular component (GO): cytosolic large ribosomal subunit; ribosome
Molecular function (GO): structural constituent of ribosome; large ribosomal subunit rRNA binding
Source: RefSeq, a predicted model, not a curated record